AUGACGGGUGGAAAAUCCCUCAAUCUAUGGCUAUCGUUCUCCAAUGUCCAGUUUCGGCUACUGCAAUCAUGCCGUCUGCUGCACCGUCGCUGCCUGCUUCUCCCCGCUUUCAUGUGGAUGAUGUUCGCAUGGACUAGCACUCCUAUGAUGCUGUUGGGUCUUGCAUGGCUGAUCCUGCACGGCCGAGUCGGUCUCGGCACCUGCCAGCUGUCGUAUUGA
Molecule: messenger RNA, 219 nt
Organism: Penicillium soppii
Lineage: Eukaryota; Fungi; Ascomycota; Eurotiomycetes; Eurotiales; Aspergillaceae
Exons: 1
Coding region: 1-219 (72 amino acids)
Source: RefSeq, a predicted model, not a curated record